GAACGUUGGCAUGAUGGAUAACUACAAAAAGAGGAGAGACACACCAGAAAAGAAAAGAAAAGAAACCAAAGAGCAUAAGCCUGCCAUUAAAGAGGACGAGAUAAAACCAUGGGAGGAUACGAACAAGCAUACACCUAGCACAUCACCGAGGAAAGCUGACAGUCUAAAAGAGAAUCGUGCUAAAGAGCAGCAGCACGGGGAGCGAGGUUCACCAAGAAAAGAAGACCCCAAAAAACUGCAAGAAACCCCAAAAAGAGCGAUUCCCCCAGAGCGGAAGAACAUCAGCAGACGCGAAGAAAAGGUUCCUGUAGAGUCGCCACGCAAGAAGAACACUGACAAUGAGGAGAAAUACUAUGGCUACGAAGAAACACCAGUUAAGAAUAAUAAACAAGAACCUGGUAAUCCGACAUUAACGCCAAAAGUUGAUAAAGGGAACAUUAAAAAUACAGAUUAUAAAGAUAAUAAACAAGAACCUGGUAAUAAAGAUCUGAUUUUAACGCCAAAGGUUGAGAAAAGGAACAUUAAAAAUAAAGAUUAUAAUGACAAGAAACAAGAAACUCCCAUUGAAAAGAAAGAUCCUUACGAAGAAUGGGUGAGAGGGAAGAACAAAGACAUUGAAAAGAAACAAGACCCAUAUGAUUACAGAAAAAAGGAAGAAGGCAAAGGGAAAACAACCGAGCGCCGAAGAGGGAGGAUCCAUACAGAUACCGGCCCAGAGAUAAUUCCAAACAACAAAAUCAGCGCAAAGAUCCAAGUGACAGUAAGCCGCAGGAGCCGAGAAAGGAAGUGCCUGAUGUACGAGACAGAGAGGUAA
Messenger RNA from Candidula unifasciata, 814 nucleotides. The record is from the annotation of a GenBank genome assembly. Lineage: Eukaryota; Metazoa; Mollusca; Gastropoda; Stylommatophora; Geomitridae.